Messenger RNA from Sinocyclocheilus grahami, 1484 nucleotides. Its product is annotated as leucine-rich repeat-containing protein 17-like. The record is from RefSeq and is a predicted model, not a curated record. Gene Ontology annotation, cellular component: plasma membrane. The transcript is spliced from 3 exons. NCBI's taxonomy places the organism in Eukaryota, Metazoa, Chordata, Actinopteri, Cypriniformes, Cyprinidae. Gene Ontology annotation, molecular function: protein binding. The coding region runs from base 75 to 1373 and encodes 432 amino acids.
AAAGCAAGCUCUCAGUUUAUCAAAGUUACGCUGAGACUCUACUUGACUGGUUAAUCCAGCUGCUGCUUUUUGCCAUGCGGCUGCUCUGCGGUCUGCUGCUGUGCCUGGUGGUCUGGGCAGCUGAGGCACGAAAGGGUGGAAAGGGACGCCGAAUGCGGAGUCGAGACCGGUCAAAUACCAUCAAGCGGUUUGCUGAAGACUGCAAGGAAAGUACAGUCAAUGGGGAAAAGUUCUUUGACUGCCAAGAGCGCCAUCUGACAGCCGUACUAUUGGGCUGGCCGGAGGACAUUCACCACCUGCUGCUGGCACGGAACAAGAUCCAGGUGCUGCGAGACAACACCUUCAGUCACUUCCGAAACCUGAGGAGUCUGGAUCUCCAGCAGAACGAAAUCUCCCGCAUAGACGAGGGAGCCUUCAACGGCCUGAGCAGACUCACCACUUUACUGCUGCAGCACAACCGUCUGAGUGUGGCGAGUGAAGGCAUGCUGAUCCCUAUGCCGCAACUCAAGUAUAUGCGACUCUAUGACAAUCCCUGGAGGUGUGAAUGCCAGCUGGAUAGCCUGGUCAGAUUCAUACAAGUGCCCAGUAACCGUAACAUUGGCAAUUACGCAUGGUGUGCUGAGCCGAGGGAAUUCUCGGGGAGGCAACUGAAGAAGCUGGAUGCAGAGCUGCUGUGCUCCCCUCAGCAGGAAAACGUAUUGAUCCCACAUCCGGGCAAUCAGACCCUACCAGCUUCACAAAAAAAGUCUGAUGCAACCUCUCUAUGCCACACCUACGUCCACCCCGUGCCCCGUCUGGACUGCAGUAACAGAGACCUUAAAAUUGUGCCGGCUGACAUCCCGCUGGAUAUUGUGAGAUUGGAUUUAUCCAGAAACAACAUCAAGCAGCUGAGAUCAAAAGAGUUUGUAAAAGUUAAAGACCUAAAGCUCUUGAACCUGAGCGGAAACAGUCUGGAAAACAUCGACACAGCUGCCUUUAUGGGCCUGCUGUACUUGGGAGAAUUGGACCUGUCCAACAACAGCCUGCGCUAUUUUCAAUAUGGCGUUUUGGAGGACCUGUACUUCCUGAGGAAACUGUCUCUGGAGGACAACCCCUGGAUUUGUGAUUACAACAUUCAUUACUUGAUCUACUGGCUGAAGCAUCACCCCAGUGUGUCCCACACAGGUCUGGUGUGCAGUGAACCAGAGGAGUUCCGCGGUUGGCCGGUGGAAAACUAUGUCAAGACCUACAACGCAGAUUGUCCUAAAGACAAGCAGCUGGCGGGCAUCACAGGUCAGGAGCUCACUGCUGAGACAGAAGAGGAGCUGUUUCCAGAAUUGGGGCCCAGACCUUAUAGAGUGCCCAAGAAAUUUGAGAUCAUCCGUCUGACUUAAGACGGAAACUGUGAUGCUAUUGGGAACUCUUUUUUUAAAUUUUGUCAUGAACAAAAUUGUUUUCCCAGCAAAAUUUAGACUGUAUGAGAGAUUAAACUUUAAUAUGCUGUC